Molecule: messenger RNA, 1883 nt
Organism: Aphanomyces astaci
Lineage: Eukaryota; Oomycota; Saprolegniomycetes; Saprolegniales; Verrucalvaceae
Exons: 4
Coding region: 56-622 (188 amino acids)
Cellular component (GO): cytoplasm
Molecular function (GO): protein kinase binding
Source: RefSeq, a predicted model, not a curated record
CUCCGACUUGGCGACCUUUCGAAAAACAAAACAGAACUGACCCCCGAGGAAGACCAUGACGACGUGCAGUCAAGCCAUCAAGGCGUGGGAGGCAAAGGAGAACGCAUCGUCGGAGGAAGCCGCGGUAAUCAAGCUGUACUGCCAGAUCCCGCCGAUUGCCAAGCUCGACAACUCGUUGAACACGCUCAAAAAUUGCGAGCACCUUUCCCUGUCGACAAACUGCAUUGACAGAUUAAUCCCGUUGUCUGGCAUGAAGAAACUGCGCAUCCUGUCGCUGGGCCGCAACCAAAUCAAGAAAAUCGAAAAGCUCGACGACGUGUCCGACUCGCUGGAAGAACUAUGGCUCUCGUACAACACCAUCACGUCCCUCGACGGGCUCUCGGGCCUCGCCAACCUCACAACGUUGUACCUGUCCAACAACCAAAUAAAAAACUGGGACGAACUCGACAAACUGUCGAAUCUGCCCAAGCUCCGCGACGUACUGUUCACAGGAAACCCCAUUUACGAAGGACUGUCCAAGGAAGAAGCGCGGUUGAACGUGCUCAAGCGCAUUCGCAAUGUCAUGAAGAUUGACGGCGAUAUGGUUAAGCAAACCGAGCGCGAUGCGGUCACAGGGCAAUAACGUGUACACAAACAUUCCCACCUCCAACUACUACCCUUGAAGUACUACUAGUAAUAGUAGAGCAGCAUGUACUAGUAGUAUUACUAGUUCCGUGUUGUUCUAUUUUGUCUUGUGACCUUCCAAAAACUUGAGGAUGUAGCUAAAGUCCUUUUGGCCGUCGCCUUGGUUUACGACCAUGUUGUACAGCUGAUGGACGGCCGACGUGAGCGGUACGGACGCUUCCGUUGACUUGGCGGCAUCCAACGCCAGCCCCAAGUCCUUACGCAUCAGCACCGACGCAAACCCGCCCUUGUACCCGUUGCUCGAUGGCACGUUCUCCAAGAUGCCUGGGUACGGGUUGUACAGCGUCGACGACCAGCAUUGCGCGCUCGACGUGUUCAAGAUCCUACCCAUCGUCAUUAGAUACUCUCGUAUGUAUUCGUUCUUACCCGGCGAGGACUUUGGGGUUGAUGCCAAGCUUGUCGCCGAGCGUCAUGGCUUCCGCGACGGCCACCAUUUCAAUCGCCAGCGCCAGGUUGUUGCAGAUCUUGGCGGCUUGGCCCGUGGCUACAUGACGAAGGGGAUGAGAUGGAGAUGACGAGAGAAUCCGUUAGACGUACACACUCCGCCGCAAUGCACGAUGUUCUUGCCCAUUUGCUUCAACACGGGGUUCGCCUUCGCAAACGCAUCGUCCGACCCGCCGACCAUGAAGGUAAGUGAGGCGUUCUUGGCGCCGUUCACACCGCCAGACACGGGCGCGUCCACCAAGGUGGCGCCGACUUCUUUCACCAAGCGAGCGGCCAGGGUCUUGGUGAAACCAGGGUCGAUCGUGCUGGAAUCGAUCAGGAAAUGCGACUUGGUCAACGCAUGGAUCAAACCAUCCUUGCCGAGGUACACCUGUUCCACAUGCGGCGUCGAAGGCAACAUGGUCACGACAGUCGUAGCUUGAGCGGCAACCUCGCGAGGGGACGACACGACUUCGACCUUGCCGUGGGGGGUGACCGCGUCGAUGUUGGCUUGGACCACGUCGAACACGACCACAUGGUUGCCGGCCUUGGCGAGGUUGAUCGCCAUGUUGCCGCCCAUCUGGCCAAGACCGAUAAACCCAAUUGUCUGUCCCGUCGUCGUGCUCAUGGAGCGUGCUACACCCACCGACGCAUGGAGUUUCAACGCGGCCGAACGAAACAUGGCAGUCGAAAUCGCAAAAUGCACAAGAUCGGAGGGGGUGGGUUGUCCAAGCGUCAAAAUUAAAAUCAAUACGUUUGUUGACUUCACUUGAAAU